Molecule: messenger RNA, 2434 nt
Organism: Lynx canadensis (Canada lynx)
Lineage: Eukaryota; Metazoa; Chordata; Mammalia; Carnivora; Felidae
Gene: CALCOCO2
Product: calcium binding and coiled-coil domain 2
Exons: 15
Coding region: 93-1577 (494 amino acids)
Biological process (GO): xenophagy; positive regulation of autophagosome maturation
Cellular component (GO): PML body; autophagosome
Source: RefSeq, a predicted model, not a curated record
UGCGGUCCCAGGAGUUUUUAGCCCCGCCCCUGUCCCUUGCCCUGCCCUGUUGCUGUUGUGCCGACGCCGGCUGCUACCCCCGGACGCCCACCAUGGAAGAAACCGUAGAAGAUCCCCCCACAUCCGCUGUCUUGCUGGAUCAUUGUCAUUUCUCUCAGGUCAUCUUUAACAGCGUGGAGAAGUUCUACGUCCCUGGAGGGGACGUCACAUGCUAUUAUACACUCACCCAACAGUUCAUUCCCCGUCGAAAGGAUUGGAUUGGCAUCUUUAGAGUGGGUUGGAAGACGACCCGGGAGUAUUACACCUUCAUGUGGGUUUCUUUGCCUGUUGACCUAAACAGCGACUCAGCCAAACAGCAGGAGGUCCAGUUCAAAGCUUAUUACCUGCCCAAGGAUGAUGAGUAUUACCAGUUCUGCUAUGUGGAUCAGGACGGCGUGGUCCGGGGAGCAAGUAUCCCUUUCCAGUUCCGUCCGGAAAAUGAAGAGGACAUCCUGGUUGUUACCACUCAGGGUGAGGUAGAGGAAAUCGAGCAGCGCAAUAAGGAGCUUUGCAAAGAAAACCAGGAGCUGAAGGACACCUGUGUCAGCCUCCAGAAGCAGAACUCAGACACGCAGGCUGAGCUCCACAAGACGCAGGAGGAGCUAGAAAUUCUAAAGAGCACCGCUCAGAAGCUGGAACAGGAAGCGAAGGCACAGAAGGACGGCUGGGAGACGGAGCUGCUUCAACUGAAAGAACAAAACCAGAAGAUGUCCUCAGAAAACGAGAAGAUGGGAGUCAGGGUGGAGCAGCUCCAGGCCCAGCUGUCAACUCGAGAGAAGGAAAUGGAGAAGCUCGUUCAGGGAGAUCAAGAUAAGACAGAGCAGUUGGAGCGACUGAACAAGGAAAACAGCCAGCUUCUUCUCACUCUAACCCAGCAGAAGGAGCGCCAGAAGAAGCUGGAGCAGACAGUAGAGGAGAUGCUGAAGCAGGAAGAAACAACCACCCUGAAGAAACAGCAAGCGUUAAAGGAGCCUAGGAACAAGACAACGGCAGUGGAGGAGCAGUUAGUACAAGAGGUGGAGCGCCUCCAGGCAAAGGAAGUGAAGCAGGACCAGAAGAGCCAGCAAGAGCCCAUGGGGAUGGGGAGCCAGGAGCCAGCAGACGAGAACGCUGGCCUGUCAAGAAAACUGAGUGAGAACAAGAUUAUAUAUGAUGCUCUGCAGAAAGAGAAAGAGAGAUUGGAAAGAGAAAAUGAUCUUUUGAAGAGGGAGAACAGCAGACUGCUGAGUUACAUGGGUCUGGAUUUUGACUCCUUGCCAUACCAAGUGCCAACUUCAGAUCAAGGAGGUGCAGGACAAAACCCGGCCCUUGUCUAUGGAAACCCCUAUUCCGGUAUCCAGGAAAGUUCUGCCCCAAGCCUGCUCGCCGUCAAGAAGUGCCCCACCUGCAAAUCCGACUUCGCUGGCGACAUUCUUGAUUUCACCUCGGAGCAGCAACACCCACAGCCCCUCUGUUUGAGUUGUCCGAUUUGUGACAAGACCUUCCCAGCAAAAGAGAAGCAGAUCUUCGAAGACCAUGUGUUCUGCCACAGUCUCUAAGUGUUCCGGCCUCUUGGAUCUAUACCGUACAUAGAUUUUGAUAGAGUAGAACCUAUAGCUUCUACUUGGAGUUAUGACCCAAGACCCUGCCUAACGUGAAAUUACUAGGGAUUUACUCAGUCCUGCUGCCCUAAGGGUGGAGUCAUGCUGAUUAUGUGGUGAGGGCUGUUACUUCCAUCCUUGUGGGUUACUACUACCUUUUAAAUCCCAUAACUAGCCGUGGCCUGCUCUCCCCUCUGGUGCCCAGCCUUCCGAGGGUCUCCAGCACAAGGGCCCUGGGACGGAACUGACCGGCUUGACUCGAGUACUAAGUGAUUCAUUUUCCAAGUUGUCCCAGCGCCCUUCAAGGUCAGGCCUCGAGUGGUUUUGCACUCAGUUCUGAGUCUUAAGCCUGCGGCUGGUGAUUGAGCAGAGGUUGAGAAUUUCUUCCUCCUCCUCCUCCUCCUCCUCCUCCUCAGGUCCCUUCCUCCCACUGACGGCAUUAAACUGGGCAAAAAUGUCACUGCAGAGAACUCGGUCAUCCAAUUUGGAGACCAAAGGUUUCACAGCUCCCAGCAGAAGCAUCUUAUUCCUGAACCCUGGACACAAAAUAUUAUUUCAAUCACAGGCCUUCUUUCUCUCUGGAUACCUCUGUUUGGCAUUUUCUACUCUUCGAUCUUUCCUAUGCACGUUAACUUUUAUUGUUGUAAGUCCUUUCGUGAUGAUUAGUAGGACCUGUUAGAAACUGGGUUUGCAACUUUCUGAGCAGGUGAGUUUUGAAUAUGGAGAAGUCAGAAUAAUGAGAGCUAUUAAUCUCUUUAAUACUAAAAAUAAACUAGUCCUCUGUUUCAGGGACGUGGGUAACUUCAAUUUGGUAA